This is a messenger RNA of Polypterus senegalus (gray bichir), 2475 nucleotides long. It is a transcript of the gene sgk2a, whose product is annotated as serum/glucocorticoid regulated kinase 2a. Gene Ontology annotation, biological process: protein phosphorylation. NCBI's taxonomy places the organism in Eukaryota, Metazoa, Chordata, Cladistia, Polypteriformes, Polypteridae. Gene Ontology annotation, molecular function: protein serine/threonine kinase activity; ATP binding. The transcript is spliced from 14 exons. The coding region runs from base 324 to 1424 and encodes 366 amino acids. The record is from RefSeq and is a predicted model, not a curated record.
GACGUGUCAAAGCUGGGGGAAAGUCGGGCCGACUUUCUCAUUGUCUGCAACGGGGCAAUACCUGAAGUAUGUUGACUGGCUGCAGUUUUUCUUCCUCGCUCCUUUGUUCUUAUUUGGAAAAUCUCUUCUAGUCUAGUGACACAAAAAACGUACAAGCUGGCUCCAGGUUUUUUUAUUUCCUUGAUGAUCGCCUCGGUAGAUAAACAGAAAUGCCUGAACGCUGCAUGAAGAUGUAAUAAAGGAGAAGGGAGGAUCAAACAAAAAAAGGAAAGAAAAUAGGAGAAAAGAUAUGUUCAUAUUCUGAAGUCCUAGCUUUACUGGCGAUGAACUGGACAAACAGCAUGGCAAACAGUAACCAACCUCUUUGCUCAAGUGACAUUAACCUGGGUCCGUCUGCAAACCCAAAUGCACGACCUACAGACUUUGACUUUUUGACAGUUAUUGGAAAAGGAAGCUUUGGCAGAGUGCUGCUUGCAAAACGAAAAUGUGAUGGAAAGUGUUAUGCAGUUAAGGUCCUGCAGAAGAAAGCUAUAAUAAAAAAGAAAGAGCAAAAGAAUAUCAUGGCGGAGCGCAAUGUGCUGCUGAAGAGUGUCAAACAUCCCUUCCUGGUUAGCUUGCACUACUCUUUCCAGACCCCUGAAAAGCUUUACUUUGUUCUCGACUAUGUCAAUGGAGGAGAGCUCUUUUUCCACUUACAAAAAGAGAGGUGUUUCACUGAACCUCGGGCCCGCUUCUAUGCAGCGGAAGUUGCAAGUGCAAUUGGCUAUUUGCAUUCCCUGAAUAUAGUCUACCGGGACUUGAAGCCUGAAAACAUCUUGUUAGAUUCCCAGGGACAUGUUGUCUUAACUGAUUUUGGACUUUGUAAGGAAGGAAUUGAACCAGAGGGCACAACUACAACUUUCUGUGGAACUCCAGAGUAUCUGGCCCCCGAAGUGCUAAGGAAGCAACCUUACGACAGAACUGUGGACUGGUGGUGUUUGGGAGCUGUGCUGUAUGAGAUGCUUUAUGGGCUGCCACCAUUCUAUAGCAGAGAUGUAGCGGAGAUGUAUGACAACAUCUUACACAAACCACUGGAGCUAAGGGGAGUCAAGACCAUUGCUGCUUGUGAAAUCCUGAAGGGUCUUCUGCAGAAGGACCAGCACCAGCGCCUUGGGGCCGUAUCUGAUUUUGUGGAGAUUAAAAACCACAUAUUUUUCUCUCCUAUAAAUUGGGAUGACCUGUACAACAAGAGAAUCAAGCCACCAUAUAAUCCAAAUGUGAAUGGCCCUGCUGACAUCCGGCACAUCGAUCCUGAGUUCACAAAGGAGGCAGUGCCGAAUUCUGUUAGUCGAACCCCUGAUCUGGCUUCUGGCUCGGCUUCAAGUGGUUCAGGUGCUUUCUUAGGAUUUUCUUAUGCUCCCCCGGAUGAAGCAUUUCUCAGUUAAGAAAGGAAGGAGGACAAAUCCCAGCCACAAAAGACGAAAUCUGUCUAUUGAGUGACUGGAAGAGCGUUCAUCUCCGGCAGCUAAACCAGGUGUUGUACUGCGAAUGACUGACACGAUUGAAUGACUACAUCGUUUGCUGACUUGAAAUGAAGUGAACUGCUCUGCUUGUUUUUAAAACGAUUUUCACCUCCAAGUACACCUGCCUUUAUCGCUGACUUUAUCCUGGUUUGGUCUGCAACAGUUAAGCAUUGCCAGAAUUUCUUUAAUUUCCUUGUUUCUGAACGCAGAAGAAACAAUCCAAGGAGAGAAAAUUGCUUCUGUUUUUUUCCUUUCUUUUCUUGAGAAGCUGUGCGAUAACAAUCUGGCAAAGUCAGAUAAAUGGACCGUGGAGCUGGAGCUACUUCAUUGUGAAAUUAAAGGUUGAUGAUAGGUAUGUGGAGGAGACCAUCACAGUGUCCGUCUACAUGUCUGCGUGGUAUCCUGUUCUAGCCCGCGAUGUUCACGUCUCAAUAAACAUUUCACCCACCAGCAUUCCACACAUUCUCAAAUGUAGGACGCCCUCCAAACACAUAAACAGGUAUAUUUUGUUAAGAGGUUCCUGAUUUAUGUCUUUAGGUGUCCUGUUUCAAAGCAUACUGUACAAGUUGGAUCUUUGGCUUACUUUGCCUCCUCUUAGUAGGAAGGGAAUGCUGUAGAUAGUAAGUGAAUUUCUAACAUAAUAUUAUUUUAAGAAGAACUGGAAUGUGCUUCUGCGUGAUGAAGUUAAAAAUAUGACACCUUGUGCUUUGUAGGGCAGGUCUGUCAUCUCAAGCUUAACCAUUUUCUAUGGUUUCUAUUCCAGUUCAGUCACUAAAGUGAUUGCAUGAUCACUAAAAUUUUGUAGAAGGGUGAGCAUGCACGUUAUUCAUUUAAUCACAUUUCACAAUAAAUAAGGACAUUUAAAUAUUGUACUGUAUAUCUGAGAUUUUUACUUUGUGGUUAUGGAACGAAAAUACAUCAGUAUGGCAUUGUUUUGGAAGAAAAUUGUUUAUUAAUAAAGUUUAGUUGCGCA